AUGAAAUGCCACAAUCGAGAAAGAUCGUACGAAUGUGACGUCUGUCAUAAGACCUUCAUCCGAAGCGGGUGUCUGACGAAACAUAAAAGAGUGCAUACCGGUGAGCGACCAUAUAAAUGUGAACAUUGUAAUUAUUCCUUCAAAGCCAGUUCGGAGUUACGUAUGCAUAUUAUGUCGCAUACUGGCGUAAAACCUUAUAAAUGUGACACAGACACAUCAGUCGCAUUAAUCUCUCUUCCCCGCGAACUGCUGCCAGGUAAAAUGGUGUCUGAAAACUGUUGUUCUGCGUCUGAAUAUUUACAUUGA
Messenger RNA from Patella vulgata (common limpet), 306 nucleotides. RefSeq names its product putative zinc finger protein 876. Bases 1 to 306 code for a protein of 101 amino acids. The record is from RefSeq and is a predicted model, not a curated record. NCBI's taxonomy places the organism in Eukaryota, Metazoa, Mollusca, Gastropoda, Patellidae. Gene Ontology annotation, molecular function: DNA-binding transcription factor activity; RNA polymerase II cis-regulatory region sequence-specific DNA binding. The transcript has 2 exons. Gene Ontology annotation, biological process: regulation of transcription by RNA polymerase II.